This is a messenger RNA of Anopheles nili, 621 nucleotides long. RefSeq names its product 39S ribosomal protein L11, mitochondrial (gene mRpL11). The record is from RefSeq and is a predicted model, not a curated record. The transcript has a single exon. NCBI's taxonomy places the organism in Eukaryota, Metazoa, Arthropoda, Insecta, Diptera, Culicidae. Gene Ontology annotation, molecular function: large ribosomal subunit rRNA binding; structural constituent of ribosome. Gene Ontology annotation, cellular component: ribosome; mitochondrial large ribosomal subunit. The coding region runs from base 1 to 591 and encodes 196 amino acids. Gene Ontology annotation, biological process: translation.
AUGUCAAAGGCGGCAGGGAGACUGAAAACCAUGAAGAAAACAUUCGACAAAAUCAACCAUACCAGCAAGCUGCGUACAAACAUCCCUGCCGGUAUGGCAGUUGCGGGACCUCCUCUCGGUCCAAUGCUGGGUCAGCGAGGUAUCAACAUAGCGGCGUUUUGCAAAGAUUUCAACGAACGCACGAAAGACAUCAAAGAAGGAAUUCCAUUGCCAUGCCGUGUUGCAGUUACAUCUGACCGCGCAUAUGAGUUGACGAUACACUCGCCUCCGUCUACUUUUCUCUUAAAACAAGCCGCCGGCAUCCAGCGGGGUGCAAUGAAUCCCGGAAAAGAAAUUGCUGGCAAAAUCACACGAAAGCAUUUGUACGAAAUAGCUAAAAUUAAGCUGCAAGAUCCUCCCAAUGCCCUACUAACACUAGAGCAUAUGUGCAAAGCAUUGGUGGGGGCAGCUCGUACCUGUGGAAUAGAAAUCGUGUCUGAACUGGACCCCGAGGAGUAUAAGCAAUUCCUCGAGGAACGACGACAAGUAGUCGAGGAUCAACGCAAAGAGCUCCAAGAAAAGCGAGAGGCACGAAUGCUACGCGUCGGAUAGAUUAGAAAUUUAUUGUAUGCGAUAGUAUAA